Messenger RNA from Pieris macdunnoughi, 7266 nucleotides. The record is from the annotation of a GenBank genome assembly. NCBI's taxonomy places the organism in Eukaryota, Metazoa, Arthropoda, Insecta, Lepidoptera, Pieridae.
AUGACUUCUCAAGUCCUAGAUUUUGUGUCUGGCCUUAAAUCUCGCCAUUUUGAGACGAGGCAGAGGUCUGUACGCGAGCUUCUACAGUUUGUUAGAACGGAGUUAAGAGAAAUGUCACAAGAGACUAUUGCUCUUGUUCUAGACGACUUUAAUCAACAGAUUCAUAUCUUGACUUCUAGCUAUGAUAAUAUUGAGAAGAGGGCUGGUAUCUUGACAAUUGUGUGUCUCAUAACUGGAGAUACAGAAAUAAAUAAAACAAGAAUAUCUCGUUAUGCUCAUUACUUACGGAAUAUAUUUCCUACAAAUGAUUUACAUAUCUUAGAGUUGGCUGCAAAGACCAUGGGCCGUGUAACCUUGUCUCUGGGAAUAAAAAGAGGAGAGUAUGUUGAAAAUGAAAUUAAAAGAGCCUUUGAGUGGCUUGCAGAAGAAAGAACAGAAGCAAAGAGGUUAUCAGCCUGCUUUAUUUUAAGGGAAUUGGCUAUAUCCAUGCCUUCUUAUUUCUAUCAACAUAUAAAUGGAUUUUUCAAUCAUAUAAGAACAGCAAUAAGAGAUCCAAAGGAACAGAUAAGAGAAGUGGCAGCAAAGGCUUUGAGAGCUGCCUUUGUGGUUACCUCCCAAAGAGAAGUUCCUACUCAGCAUAAGCGGGCUCAUUGGUAUAUUCAGUGCUAUGAAGAAGCCACAUCAUCAUUCAGUGACCAUACUAUUAGAGACAGACUCCUCAGUAGGGACGAUAAUGUUCAUGGAGCAUUGCUGAUAUUAAAUGAGCUGUUGCGCUGCUCAAAUGCAAACUGGGAAAGAAAAUACACAGAUUUGAUGCAAAAACUAGAUGCCGAGCAGGAUGUUAUUGAUGAAAUGGCAUUCCAUAACAAAUUGCAAACUUCAUGGAACUACUUGAACCAUUCAGAGGAUAAAACUCAAACACCAAUCAUACUUGAAUCCACCUUUUGCAGGGAGCUGAUAACUGAAAAUUAUGACAAAAUAUCCAGUGAUAUUAUGGCACAACAAAUAUCAAGAUCGCACAGUGUUCACCAAAUGCUGCUUUUAAUAAUACCCAGAUUGGCUGCUUUCAAUCGUGAAGCGUUUGCUAGAAAGCACUUAAAAUCAACAAUAAAUCACUUAAUUACUUUCCUUUGUGGGAGGGAAAAAGAGAGAGCCAUGGCAUUUAUAACUCUGGGAUUAAUUUGUGUCGCUGUUGAAGAUGAUAUACAACACUCUUUACAUAGAAUUAUAGAAAUUAUCAAAUCUACAUUACCGCUGAAGGAUGUCGCUAAGAAAAGAAAUGGAAUAGAUACAUCAUUAUUCAAAUGUGUAACCUUAUUAGGAUUUGCAAUGAAAGAAAAUAUUUCCAAUGAAAUAAAAGAUCUGUUGGAUCCAAUGUGUGCGACUGGGUUAAGCCCUCAAUUGACAACCUGCUUUAAAGAACUUAGUGAAAAUGUACCAUCCCUCAAAAAAGAUAUAACGAGCAGACUACUGAAUAUCCUCUCUCUGAUAUUAAGAAAGAAACCUUACACUUCAGGUGACAGUAAAAGUGAACAACUUUCAUAUGCACUGUCUUCAGCCUUAGUGAUGGAACCCCAUGAUGCUGCAAAAUUAGUGUUGGCCUUACGUACUCUGGGUGCAUUCGAGUUUGAAUGGAAUAAUACGUUGAUGUCAUUCAUACGGCGAUGUACCGAUCAUUAUCUGCAAAGUGAACAACAUGAUGUGAGGUUGGAAUCGGUAAAAACAACCGCGAAACUUCUCGUAAAAGCCGUGGAACGUUGUUCUCAAACAAACUCGCGUACUCUAUCAACAUUAGUGGACGAGUCUCUCGGUAAACUACUAGCCGUUGGUAGAGCCGAUUUUGAUCAUGAGGUGCGUUACAAAGUCCUUGAAGUGUUCACAAAUCCUGUUUUCGAUAAAUACUUAGCUUUAGAGGAGCAUCUGAACUGCCUUUUUGUUUGCGUCAACGAUUCAAACAGUGAUGUGGGAGAACUCGCGUUAUGCGACGUCAGUCGGCUUAGCAACUUGAACCCCAGUUAUACCACACCUAUUUUGCGACAGCUGUUUGUACAAAUACUAUUGGAACUUCAAUAUUCAGAGUCGGCCCGAAAUAAAGAGCAGUCCCUCAGAAUGAUAAAUAAUAUUAUAACUCACGCACCAAGGAUUACUAGACAGUUUGUCGAAACAAUUCUAAAAGUUCUCAUACCAAAGUUGAAAGAGAGCGGUAGCAGUUCUAUUAUGAUUUCCACCAUUUUGAAAGCUAUUGGAGAUUUAGCAGAGAUUAACGGUGGAGGAACAGCAUUAAAGCAAUGGCUGCCUGAACUUAUGGCUAUACAGCUGAGUAUACUUUCAGACCCAAAUCAGCCAGAAAAACGAAGUGUAGCUUUAUGGUCUUUUGGGCAAGUAAUAAGUGCAGUGGGUCAGGUCAUAACACCAUACAGUGAACAUCCAACACUUAUGGAUAUGCUUUUAAAUUUCUUGAAAACCGAGCAGAACAGUAGAGAUCGCCGGGAAACGAUACGCGUGCUCGGACUUUUAGGAGCUUUAGACCCGUACCGACACAGAGUUAAUCAAGGACUAAUAGAUUUUCAAACAAUAUCAACAUUGAUUCCGAUUCCAGAAACGUCGUCGGCUAUUGAGAAUUUCGACUCUAAUGUUAGCGAAAUGUUCGUGAACAUGUCACCAAUCGUUUUAGACGAAUUUUACCCAGCGAUCGCCGUCGCAUCUCUAAUGCGAAUUUUGCGAGACCCUCUAUUAGCCCAACAUCACACUAAUGUGGUUCAUUCUAUUACUUACAUCUUUCAGACUCUGGGUAUCAAAUGCGUCCCAUACAUUUCUCGAGUUACUCCAGGUUUACUUUAUGUAAUCCGUACCACAGAUAAUAAUAAUUUUAGAGAAUUCCUCUUCACGCAAUUGGCGCAAUUAAUAUCGGUCGUAAAAAUUCACAUUAGACCGUAUUUAGAGGAUAUUUUUGAUUUGAUCCGUGAAUACUGGACUCCAGAUAGCCAGAUACAACCGACUUUGAUUCUUUUAAUCGAACAUAUAACAGUCGCAAUUGGAACAGAAUUCAAAGUGUAUCUUAGAAAGAUCCUACCGCACAUCUUGCGAGUGUUGAAAUAUGAUAAGAGCAAGGAUAGAAUUUUAACAGAAAAGUUGCUUUUGGCUAUACAAAAGUUCGAGAAUAAUUUGGAUGACGUACUUCUAGCUAUAGUGCCAGCUAUAACAGCUUUAUUCGAUGGUAGAAAUAUACCUAUACACAUAUCUAAAUUGGCUAUGGAGACGAUUGAACACUUAUCGAUGUAUCUGUACUUGAAGCCUUUUUCCGCCGUGCUGAUUCAGGGCCUGGCGAAUGUACUCGAUAACAAUCCUUCGCUGCGCCAAACAGCUAUGAAUACACUUUGCGCAUUGAUUGUACAAUUGGGAAGGGAAUACAUCGAUUAUAUUGGUUCUAUGGAAAGGGUUUUGGCGAAGCAUAAAAUUCAAUGCUCAAAUUACACUGUAUUGGUUUCGCGGCUACAAGUGGUUUCAACGCUUGCAUCGGAUGAUGACUAUUUGGCUGAAACCCGAUUUCGGUUGCGUAAUCAAAAAAGUGAUGUUGUGACAAGUGGCGACACGCAGAAUAUACAGAAAUUGGUGUUGAAUGUUCAGAAUUUGCGCAAAUGUUGGUCAAUUAGCAAUGUAAUAUCGAAAGAUGAUUGGAUGGAAUGGUUACGACAGUUUAGUAUUGGAUUACUUACGGAGUCUAAUAGCCCUGCUAUAAGAGCAUGCGCCAGCUUAGCUCAGAACUAUUCCCAGCUCGCCAGCGACCUGUUUAAUGCUGCAUUUAUGUCCUGCUGGACGGAAUUAGGAGAGCAGCCGCGCGCUGAGCUCGUGUAUGCCCUUGAGAGAGCCCUAACAGUCCCAGAUGCACCAGAAAUAGCACUGCUGGUUCUGAAUCUUGCUGAAUUUUUAGAACAUUGCGACAAAGGCGCCUUGCCUAUAUCAAUAAAGCUCUUAGGCGAUACAGCGAUAACCUGCCGGGCGUUUGCGAAGGCUCUGUAUUACAAGGAGGAAGAAUAUCGGCGAAACCCAACUACGCAAGUCGUGGAAGCACUCAUACAUAUCAACAAUAAAUUGCAGCAAAAAGAAUCAGCAAAUGGAUUACUUGAGAACGUUAUAAGACAGAAAAAGCACGGCGACUGCGCACUCAAUGUUCAUGUCCGUUGGUACGAGAAGUUACACAAUUGGGAAGAAGCAUUAGACCUGUAUAACAAAAAGCUUGAAAUCGAACCAGAAGAUAACGAGUCCAAACUGGGAAUGAUGCGAUGUUUGGAGGCUAUGGGUGAGUGGAGGAAACUCUACAGUGUGACAGUCGAACAGUGGGACAACUUUGAAGAAGAUAUGCAGAAGAAAACUGCCAAAAUAGCAGCCGCUGCUUCAUGGGGCCUAGAAGAAUGGGAUUCUAUGAAACGAUAUGUGGAUAUGUUACCAGUAGAUAAUCAAGAUGGAGCGUUAUAUAGAGCGGUUCUUGCCAUUCAUGAUGGGUAUUGGUCGGAGUCCAGGCACUUUAUUGAUACAGCCAGAACAUUGUUAGAUGGCGAAAUGUCGGCUGUGAUCGGCGAAAGCUAUCAAAGGGCGUACGCGCCGCUUGUCAAUGCGCAGCUUCUUACUGAACUAGAAGAAGUUGUUACGUAUAAACUUAUCGAAGAACGAAGAAGUACAAUACACAAAAUGUGGUGGGGGAGACUGCAAGGCGGCCAACGCCUGGUCGAAGACUGGAGGAAAAUGCUUCAAAUCCGAAGCCUCGUUAUUACAUCUCGCGAUGACUUACAAUCGUGGCUGAAAUUCUCAUCCCUAUGUAGAAAAUCGGGAUCUGUCAAUCAGGCACACAAGAUAGUUUUAUCCAUACUAGGGGCUGAUCCUGUGACUACCCCGGAAACGUUAUUAAGGGCUCACGACCCAAGAGUAAUGCUGGCGUACACUAAGAAUCUAUGGGAUGCUGGAAACAAACGAUACGCUUACGAAGUGUUGCAAAGAUUUGUGGAUAACACAGAGGGUGAGACAGAAGAACAGUGCAAGUUGCUUGCGAGAUGUCACCUCAAACUUGGCUCCUGGUGCGAGUCUCUGCAAGAGAUCAACGAGCUCUCCAUCCCAGAAAUAUUACGGAAUUACGCCGCUGCAACGAUUCUUGCCCCGGAAUGGUAUAAAGCCUGCCACGCGUGGGCUUGUAUGAACUUCGAAACCGUGUUGUUUUACAAGCAACAAGACAACUUGUCUGAGAGUAGCGUUGCGGGUGGAUCCGUGGAUAAGAAAGUAUCAAGACCAGAUUUUAUCAACACGUAUACCAUACCGGCGAUCGAAGGGUUCUUCAAGUCGAUCAGUUUAGCGAAUGGGAAUUCCCUACAAGACACGCUAAGGCUAUUGACAUUAUGGUUCGAUCACGGGCACAAUCCUGCGAUAUAUGACGCACUUUUUGAAGGAAUCAGACAAAUUGACGUAAAGAUAUGGUUGCAAGUGAUACCCCAGUUGAUCGCUCGUAUCGAUUCGCCGCGCAGUUUGGUCGCGAAAUUGGUGCACAUUCUGUUGAUAGAUAUUGGAAAGUUGCACCCUCAAGCACUAGUCUAUCCCCUUACGGUGGCGACAAAGUCUUCGUUCGUGACACGUAAAAAUGCAGCGAACUAUAUUCUUAAAACAAUGUGCACUCAUUCUCAGAUUUUAGUGGAUGAAGUGGCUAUUAUAUCGGAGGAACUGAUUAAGAUUGCUAUGUUGUGGCAUGAUCAGGUCUACACAGCUUUGGAAGACGCAUCAAGGUUGUACUUUAGUGAGAAAGACUACCGUAGCAUGUUCAGGACUUUGGAAAAAAUGCACGCUAUGUUGGAUCGCCCUCCGGAAACAUUGAAAGAGGUUUCAUUUCUACAAAUGUAUGGCAGGGAUUUGCAAGAAGCACAGCGAUGGUGUGAACUUUACAAAGAAACAAACGAAGAUAAAUACUUGAACGAAGCGUGGGACCUUUACUGCCACGUUGUGCGUCGGAUCGGAUCUCAAUUCCGUUCUCAUACAUCGCUCGAGCUACAGUACGUCAGUAAACGUCUUCACACGUGCACGGACCUGCAACUGGCGGUUCCGGGUUCAUAUGUCCCUAACGAAAAAGUUAUUAGGAUAUCUCAUAUAAAGAGUCAUUUGCAGAUAAUCAAAUCGAAACAGCGUCCUCGCCGCCUGACCAUCCAAGGUUCUGAUGGAAGGCAAUACAUGUUCCUAUUAAAAGGCCACGAAGAUCUACGCCAAGAUGAAAGGGUGAUGCAACUCUUUGGCCUCGUCAAUACUCUGCUUCAGGCCGACUCCAAUACAUACAGACAUGAUUUAGCCAUACAGAGAUAUGCUGUGGUUCCGCUGUCACCAAAUUCAGGACUCAUAGGCUGGGUACCGCAAUGCGACACCCUGUAUAAUCUUAUAAGCGAUUAUCGGGAUAAAAAGUCGAAUAAAAUGUCAUUGCAUACAGAACAGCAAAUUAUGAUGAGAAUGGCUUCAGAUUAUCAGAAGUUGAUGUUGAAGCAUAAGGUGGAAAUUUUCGAAUACACGCUAUCCCAGACGCCUGGAAAUGACUUGGCGCGUCUACUCUGGCUCAAGAGCCCUUCAGCGGAAACCUGGUUCGAGCGUCGAACAAACUACACCCGUUCCCUCGCUGUGAUGAGUAUGGUGGGGUAUAUCCUCGGAUUGGGAGAUAGACAUCCAUCCAAUAUUAUGCUGCAUAGAGUCACUGGAAAGGUUCUUCAUAUUGACUUUGGUGAUUGCUUCGAAGUUACCCAGACAAGGGAACGAUUCCCAGAGAAAAUACCGUUUAGAUUGACCAGGAUGCUGAUUAAUGCUAUGGAGGUAACUGGUAUAGAAGGUACGUAUCGUUUCGCAUGCGAAUCAGUCAUGCAUGUGCUCCAUAAACACAGGGACAGCGUGAUGGCCGUCCUAGAGGCAUUUGUCUAUGACCCACUCCUUAACUGGCGGCUCAUAGACAAUGACAAACACUCCAUCACAGAGUCUACUUUCUCAUCUGACAUUGACAUCUCCUACUCCCUGCCAAGCAGAAGUAGAAAUCAGCUACACUAUGAAUCACUAGAAAUGCCACCAGAAUCUAAUUUAAAUAAGCGAGCUCUGGCAAUACUAAACAGAAUUAGGGAUAAGUUAACCGGUAGAGAUUUUCCAAAUAUAGAAGCGGUCGUAAGCGUUCCGAAACAAGUUGAUUUGUUGAUAAAAAUCGCUACGAAUAAUGAGAAUUUGUGCCAAUGCUAUAUUGGUUGGUGUCCGUUUUGGUAA